AAUGGCCUUUGCUUCGUCCAGCAGGAUGGCCUAUAAGCCAUACGUCCAGCCGAGUCCCCCGUGCGCAGACUGCAAUGUGCCCGUCGAAUGCCAGGAGCCCCUCUGCGCCUCCGCCAACGCUCUCACCUCCCAAUGCACCGACCAGUGCGUUGUCAUCGCCUGCAACGAUCCUGAUCACGCCGAAUCGAUGUGCGACGUCUCUGGAGAACACUUCCACUGCGAUCUCGUCUGCGACGACGCAACAGACUGCACGGACUGCCAUGGCUUCGACGCAUUGCUCCAAUGUUGCACCGACUAUCCUGCGUAUAACACCGGUCCAUCUCCGCCACGGCCGAUGCUCCCAUACAGCCAUACCCAAUCAUUUAACUGGGACUCUUCUUUCAAUCAGUCCUGGUGUGACUGCACCGACCCUCACGGCGCCAAACCCACCACCUUCCAAGACAAGCACAUCGAUUCUAGUGGCAUACCGUACGCCCUGACAGGAAGAGGCGUUCAUGGACUUUUGGAGAAAACCGACACUUCCACGUCCAGCGCCCCGCACCGCGACACCUUUCAAAUCCAAUCAUAUCCCCAGUCCCCCCAACAACCACCGGCGUCUUCCCCCUCCUCCUUCAGCUGUAUGUGGGGCAAUUGUAACACCUCGUUCCCCUCGCUAUCUGAACUCGUCGGGCAUGUCAAUCUUCACCAUCUCGUCACCUCUCCACCACCACAGCCAGAGAGUGACCCCAACAGCUUCGGUCGCAGCUUUAACCCAGGAAACCAGCAGGCACCGGUCUCCUGCAUGUGGGCAGAUUGCGACAGAUCCUAUUUCACAUCGCGCCCUGAUCUAGACGUCCUGGCUUACCAUCUCAUGCGCGAGCACCUUGGGGUCUCGCCUCCUCAACCUCCUCCGCGAUCACUUGGCGCCACAGACCAGCCGUUGUUGCAAAACGUGGCCAUGACCGUUCCCUCUCCCGUACUCACCAGCAAGCUCGACACAGCGGAGAAUGUGAAUUCACGAACAGAACCCCCAGCCGCCCCUUCCCCGACCCCAGUUAAUGAGCAACAUUCUUGCGCAGGCUCCCACGAAUGUCGAUGGAAAGACUGCGGACUGCCCUUCCCGUCUUGCGACGAACUAACAGCACAUAUAACCUCCGUCCACGUCGGUGGAGGCAAGGCCCAUUACGAGUGCUUUUGGGACAACUGCGGCCGGAACGGCGGCCAGGGCUUCCAGAGUAAGCAAAAAAUAUGCAGGCACAUUCAGUCCCACACAGGCCAUCGGCCUUUCCAAUGUGAGAUAUGCCAACAAAACUUCUCCGAAGCUGCAACAUUGCAGCAGCAUAUCAGACGCCAUACCCAAGAAGAACCUUACGUCUGUGAUUACCCCGACUGUGGGAAGUCGUUUGCGAUCACUGGUGCAUUAACCAUCCACAAGAGGACACAUAACGGCGACAAGCCUUUCAAGUGCAGUUUCUGCGACAGGGGCUUUGCCGAGUCUUCCAACCUCUCGAAACAGCUCCGAACACAUACAGGCGCACGGCCAUACGUCUGCAACGAACCGGGUUGCAACAAAGCCUUCGCCCGUCCGGACCAGCUCAACCGCCACAAAGGCGUCCAUAGAAAGCAACUACGAGGGGUAGGUGGGACGACCGUAGAGACCUG
Cyclocybe aegerita is the source of this 1641-nucleotide messenger RNA. Lineage: Eukaryota; Fungi; Basidiomycota; Agaricomycetes; Agaricales; Hemipholiotaceae. The record is from the annotation of a GenBank genome assembly.